Odocoileus virginianus texanus is the source of this 5969-nucleotide messenger RNA. The record is from RefSeq and is a predicted model, not a curated record. NCBI's taxonomy places the organism in Eukaryota, Metazoa, Chordata, Mammalia, Artiodactyla, Cervidae.
GUCUGGAGCCACACCCCCAGGUGUCCAUGACCCCCGUGGCUGCGCCCUGUCAGCGAUGAAAGGGUUAUCGGGCAGCCGCAGCCAUCAUCACGGAGUCACCUGCGAUUCAGCCUGUGACUCGCUGUCGCACCACGCGGACCGCAAGCCAUACCUGCUGAGCCCAGUGGAGCACCACCCGGCCGACCACCCCUACUACACUCAGCGGACCUCCUUCCAGGCCGAGUGUGUGGGCCCCUUCAGCGACCCGCUGGCCAGCAGCACCUUCCCGCGGCGGCACUACACCUCGCAGCAGGAGCUGAAGGACGAGUGUGCCCUAGUGCCCCGCACCCUGGCCACCAAGGCCAACCGCAUCCCCGCCAACCUCCUGGACCAGUUUGAGAGGCAGCUGCCUCUCAGCCGGGAUGGCUACCACACUUUGCAAUACAAGCGCACGGCCGUGGAGCACCGCAGCGACAGUCCCGGCCGCAUCCGCCACCUGGUCCACUCGGUCCAGAAGCUCUUCACCAAAUCGCACUCCCUGGAGGGGCCAUCCAAGGGCAGCGUCAACGGGGGCAAGGCCAGCCCGGACGAGUCGCAGACCGUGAGGUACGGCAAGCGCAGCAAAAGCAAGGAGCGGCGUCCGGAGCCCAAGCCGCGCAACAACACAUCCCCGGGCUGGUGGAGUUCUGACGACAACCUCGACGGCGACAUGUGCAUCUACCACUCCCCCUCGGGUGUGAUGACCAUGGGCAGGUGCCCCGACCGCUCGGCCUCUCAGUACUUCAUGGAGGCCUACAACACCAUCAGCGAGCAGGCAGUGAAGGCCUCCCGGAGUAACAACGAUGUCAAGUGCUCCACCUGCGCCAACCUGCCCGUCACCCUAGACGCACCGCUGCUCAAGAAGAGUGCCUGGUCCUCCACACUGACCGUGAGUCGAGCCCGAGAGGUUUACCAGAAAGCCUCGGUCAACAUGGACCAGGCCAUGGUGAAGUCAGAGUCGUGUCAACAAGAACGUUCCUGCCAGUACCUUCAGGUCCCUCAGGAUGAAUGGACAGGGUACACCCCUCGAGGUAAAGAUGAUGAAAUCCCCUGCCGAAGAAUGCGGAGCGGCAGCUACAUCAAGGCCAUGGGAGAUGAAGACAGCGGUGACUCGGACACCAGCCCCAAGCCUUCUCCCAAAGUGGCUGCUCGAAGGGAAAGCUAUCUCAAGGCGACUCAGCCAUCCCUCACAGAACUCACCACUCUCAAGAUUUCCAAUGAGCACUCCCCCAAACUCCAGAUCCGGAGUCACAGUUACCUGAGGGCGGUCAGUGAGGUCUCCAUCAACCGAAGCCUCGACAGCCUUGACCCUGCGGGGCUGCUCACGUCCCCGAAGUUCCGCUCCCGGAACGAGAGCUACAUGCGCGCCAUGAGCACCAUCAGCCAGGUAAGCGAGAUGGAGGUGAACGGGCAGUUCGAGUCGGUGUGCGAGUCGGUGUUCAGCGAGCUGGAGUCGCAGGCGGUGGAGGCCCUGGACCUGCCGAUGCCUGGCUGCUUCCGCAUGCGGAGCCACAGCUACGUGCGCGCCAUCGAGAAGGGCUGUUCCCAGGACGACGAGUGCGUGUCGCUGCGGUCCUCCUCCCCGCCGCGCACCACCACCACCGUGAGGACCAUCCAGAGCAGCACGGUGUCAUCUUGCAUUACAACAUAUAAGAAGACACCACCUCCAGUACCACCCAGAACUACCACGAAACCUUUCAUUUCUAUCACAGCCCAGAGUAGCACAGAGUCAGCCCAGGACGCCUACAUGGACGGACAGGGCCAGCGAGGAGAUAUUAUCAGCCAGUCUGGACUGAGCAACUCCACGGAGAGCCUGGACAGUAUGAAGGCUCUGACAGCCGCCAUCGAAGCCGCCAAUGCCCAGAUCCAUGGCCCUGCGAGUCAACACAUGGGCAACAACGCUGCCACCGUCACCACCACCACAGCCUUGGCCACCGUCACUGCAGAAGACAGGAAGAAGGACCACUUCAAGAAAAACCGAUGCCUGUCCAUUGGGAUCCAGGUGGAUGAUGCUGAAGAACCUGACAAGACAGGGGGAAAUAAAGCACCCAGUAAGUUCCAGUCCGUAGGAGUGCAAGUAGAAGAAGAGAAAUGCUUCCGCAGGUUCACUCGCUCCAACAGUGUGACGACGGCCGUGCAGGCCGACCUGGACUUCCACGACAACCUGGAAAAUUCCCUGGAGUCGAUAGAGGACAAUUCGUGCCCCGGCCCGGUGGCCAGACAGUUCUCCCGGGAUGCCAGCACCUCCACCGUCAGCAUCCAGGGCUCAGGAAACCAUUACCACGCCUGUGCCGUCGACGAGGACUUCGACGCGGACUUCGAUCCUUCCAUUCUGCCGCCCCCGGACCCCUGGAUUGAUUCAAUCACCGAAGACCCCCUGGAGGCCGUGCAGAGAUCAGUGUGCCACCGGGACGGCCACUGGUUUCUGAAGCUUCUCCAGGCGGAGCGGGACCGCAUGGAAGGCUGGUGCCAGCAGAUGGAGAGAGAAGAGCGGGAGAACAGCCUUCCUGAGGAGAUUCUAGGGAAAAUCCGAACCGCAGUGGGCAGUGCCCAACUUCUUAUGGCCCAGAAAUUCUACCAGUUCAGAGAACUGUGUGAAGAAAACCUGAAUCCCAAUGCUCAUCCAAGGCCCACCUCUCAGGACCUGGCCGGGUUCUGGGACAUGCUGCAGUUGUCCAUAGAAAACAUUAGUAUGAAAUUUGAUGAACUUCAUCAGUUAAAGGCCAAUAAUUGGAAACAGAUGGAUCCUCUUGACAAGAAGGAGCGAAGGGCCCCUCCUCCAGUGCCCAAGAAGCCGGCGAAGGGCCCCGCGCCGCUGAUCCGGGAGCGCUCGCUGGAGAGCUCGCAGCGCCAGGAGGCCCGCAAGCGCCUGAUGGCCGCCAAGCGCGCCGCGUCCGUCCGUCAGAACUCGGCCACCGAGAGCGCCGAGAGCAUCGAGAUCUACAUCCCCGAGGCGCAGACCCGGCUUUGAGGCCCCGGCCGCCGCGCCCCCGCCGCCGCCGCCGCCGCCGCCGCCGCCUCCUCCCCGGCGCCUGCCCACCCGCGUAGACGCGGCCCCUCUCUAGGUCACCCGCCAUCCAUCCUCCGUCCUCCUCGAGCUAGUCCGUCCCUAGAUUCCAGCAAUAUCCAACCGUAGGGUAUCUCAGACAUCCAGGAUCCCGCCCUGGGGGGGGCGGUCCCUAGGGACCUCGCCGUCUUCCACGCGAAAGAAACUAGGGCUCCGAUCCCCUUGAUUUCCCCGACACGCUUCCUAUUUUGGGCGAGCAGACUGGAGCGCUUGAUGUCCAGCCUCAGACAUCACACCCUGUCACCAGAGAGGGGCUGGGCGCGGGGGGGACCAGGAUGUGUGGUGGGUGGGUGGGGAAGAGAAGCAAAGUCUGCAGGUGCCGGGGGGAGAGGUGGGGUGCGGGUACCUGCGUCGCUCACAGCUGCACAAACUGCCUCACUGUUGUGUCAUCAGUCACUGCUUCAAAUGUCUCACUCAGCAGAAGAUUGUCAAUUUGAUCUUUCAGGGACAUCCAUCUAUUCCGAAAGGCAAUAAAAUGAAGACAGGAAAGGCAAGACCAAGGAAGCACUGCUAGCUUAAGAGACUACAUAAGGGAUUUUUUUCUUUUGUCCUAUUCUUAAGACAAUUUAGACCUGAAGUGUUUUCUCAACUUUUCUUGUACUAUGUAUAUUAUGUUGUUGUUGUGGUGGUGGGCGGGGGGAGGUCUUUAAAGGGGAAAGUGUUGGUUCCAUUACUUUGUUAGUGUCCAUCUAGGGGAGGGGGGGAGCCUACCUAAUUACACAGAUAGAAGUACAUCUCUGCUUACCAAGUGCUGUAAAUGGCAGCCGGCCUGCUUUCUGAGAAGAGUCGGGAUUUUCCCAUCAUCCCCUUCGAACGCUACACAUUUGGUCUCUUUUAACCCAGUAGUUCAUAGGGCAGACAUUUGUCUCCAUCAGUCUUUCCUCACUGCUCCAGAGUCCUAUCACACCCCCGUAUCAGGAUUUUGUCCUGUGUCAAACCCAUCAAAUAAGCUUUCUGUCCCAGUAGACGUGCUGUCUCAUUUCAAAGAGCAGCCACUCAUCUUGAGGUCCCAAGUAGAGAGAAAAGAAAUUUGACCUGCAAGGUUCAGCAGCCAUGUGGAGGGGGAUAGCAUCGCGGUUCCUAAACAUUGAAGAGACCCAGGGAUUUGGCAGAGAAGGUUGAUUUUUGUUUUUAGUCAUGAUGGAUGGCAUAUGACCUUUGCGGCCAGCUGAAGUUAUCUUUAAAUGCCCUUACUCCUAGCAGUUUAAACACUUAGAAUGAGGUGAUCUUACAUGAUCACUGGCAUUUUAUCCAGCUCCCUAAAGUGUUAGAUAUUACCAUUGAAAAAUGAAAGACUUUUAAAAAGAUAUAUCAGAUACACUUGCACCAGAGACGCUUUAAAAAAAAAAUAAACUCUCAUAGCCAGGUGCUAAUUUUAUUUUAAAAAUUAAGAGAAGUGAUGGGUUCUGGCAACAACUAUUUUCAUGGACAUAUUCUAAAACCACUAGAGAAUUCGCUACCUCUCAGAGCCGUUGAUGCUUUGAGCUAUCUUUAUAAACAGGGCACAAAUGUUUACUGCUGUGGUUUACAAGAAAAGGGCUACUAACUUAUUUAAAACAAACCAACUUUUAACUAGAGUGGACAAAGCACCUUUCGGUACUUUUAAAAUUGGAGCAGAUAGAGAAUUUAAGCUUCAAGUAUUUUCUGGUUUUAAAAGAAUACACGUUUUCUUUACUCUGUAGCAGCCGGGGAAGGUCACACAAAGUUUGCGUCAGGUAAGGCCAACUGCCACCUUGGGUAGCCUAUGGUCAUGUUCAGCCAUGACAGUGACUCAGAACUCACAGACUAACCUGAAGGAAACAGCAUCUAUUUGAAGACCCAUGUUCCCAUCCACAGCUCUGUGCCCUGAGGGAGAGAUAAGAUUUGGAUGGAGAAAUAGAUUUCUAAAGAUCAUCCUACAAUAUUUUCCUUGGAAACUGGUUUAGCCCAGGAUAUUUUAAGAGAGACAAGAGGUGGCCUAUUUAUCUUGUCUACAUGAAUGGUAUUUGUAUAUUCAUAAGCUAUUUUUGGUAAGAAUUUUAAAUCUUUUAGCAGAAUGCCUACAGGCAUCAUGACCUUUGCCUUCCUUGAAAACACCAAUUGUACAAACACUUUAUAAAAAGCUAAUUAUUGAUGUUAAGACAUGACCCCACAUAAAACUGCUUGUUGAUCACUUGCCCUGUUAAGCCUGACAUCCGUGAGCAUAACCCUUGUUACAUUGUUCUUUUUGAUGUAAUUUGUAGAAAUGUUUUUUAGUUAACACAAUGGAAAAUGUAUGUACCCUGAAAAAUUACUUAUUUUGUUUAACUUUGGUACAAAGGUGUUUGGGUAUUUUCUUGGGGAGGGGGGAAUUACAAAAGAAGUUUGUCUCCCACAUCAAAAAAACGUUCAAAGAAAUUAAGUAUUUAUUAUAUUUUUUGCAGAUGUUUCCAUACAACUCACAUAACCUUUUUGUAAAGAGAGAUGAAGAAAUGGAUUAAAGAUUUUUAAUAUUUGAAAUGGUAAAUAGAACUAAUUUAUUUGUACUAUAUUUCUGUUAUUUAUAGAUGUUUCCUUAAUGUUUUACUGUGCAUUACCACUUUAAUUUAAGCCUUAUCCUUGUGAAUUUACCAUUUCUUUUUUAAAACAUGUCUAGAUGCAUAUUUUAAAUAACUGGAAUGUAAAUCACUAGCAUAUCUGAAUUCCCAAAUGUAAUUUUUAAAAAUUAUUUUGGUUUGGAAAAAAAAAAAGAUUCAUUUGAAAGCUUUCAGAUGGAGGGGUGGGGAACAUUUUUAUGGCUUUAUGAAUUGGAAUUUCAUAGGCUUAUAUACCUAGAUUGUGUGCGGACAAAAAAAUAAUUGUAAAUAGAUGAAUGUUUCCCAUGAUGUAAAAAGAAAUUAAUAAAAUAAUUAAUGCACUGCUUUCA